CAGCUGUUUUCACUCGCUGGGUCGGAGAGUGUUUUCGAGGCCAGCACAUUCGUGUUGCUGUCGAGGAACUCGCGCUGCAGUUGUGUGCGAUUUCUUCACAAGUGGAAUGGUAUGUCGUGAGUGACUUCUUUGGGAAUAAAGAAUGACACGCUAGGUAUACGACCAAGGUGCGCAGUUUCACAGCAGCAGGAGAGAUGGCCACUAUUCCUACAAGCGUCGUCACCUCAACGAGCAUUUACACCACCACGGUACCGCUAUGUCAAGGCACGACGAUGCCGCUCUGUCAAGGCACGGUUGAAAACCACCAACUGUGUGCGACUUCGACGGUCACUUUACCGAUACAAGUGACUAUACCUCCUGUGGUAGCCCACACUGUUGUUCAGCCAACGCCAGCUCUAUCCGGCACAAUUACGGUGCCUGCAGUGACACCCACAGUGACGCCCAUAACAUCUUCUUCAAAUGUGGGAGCCGCUGGUAAUGUUGGAGGUGCCGCAGCAUGUGCACCAGCCCUGACUACAACCCUAGUCAAGUCUGUCGUGCCUACAAGCCUCCCAGAAAGGCAUGUGAACACAGGUGAUGGUGUUCAGGUUCUGAAUAAGCAGCGGCUUCAAGACCUGGUCAAAGAAGUGGACCCGAAUGAGCAACUGGAUGACGAUGUUGAAGAACUCCUCUUGCAAAUUGCGGAUGAAUUUAUCGAAAAUGUGGUGACAUCAUCCUGUCGUAUCGCUAAGCAUCGCAAAUCUAGCGUCCUGGAAACCAAAGAUGUUCAGCUGAGCCUUGAGAAAAACUGGAACAUGUGGAUACCUGGCUUUGGUGCUGAAGAGGUGCAACCGUACAAAAAGGCAAGCAGCACGGAAGCACACAAGCAGCGCAUGGCCCUCAUCAGAAAGACCCUCAAGAAAUACUAACGUCCAUUCUUGCGACAUCUAUUACUGUUUUUUGGAUAUGUUUGUGAAUAAAAGAAUGUUCACUGUG
Messenger RNA from Dermacentor albipictus, 975 nucleotides. Its product is annotated as transcription initiation factor TFIID subunit 12-like. Gene Ontology annotation, molecular function: TBP-class protein binding; protein heterodimerization activity; DNA binding. NCBI's taxonomy places the organism in Eukaryota, Metazoa, Arthropoda, Arachnida, Ixodida, Ixodidae. Gene Ontology annotation, cellular component: transcription factor TFIID complex; SAGA complex; SLIK (SAGA-like) complex. Gene Ontology annotation, biological process: RNA polymerase II preinitiation complex assembly; DNA-templated transcription initiation. The record is from RefSeq and is a predicted model, not a curated record.